Messenger RNA from Puma concolor (puma), 2166 nucleotides. RefSeq names its product DnaJ heat shock protein family (Hsp40) member C14 (gene DNAJC14). NCBI's taxonomy places the organism in Eukaryota, Metazoa, Chordata, Mammalia, Carnivora, Felidae. The record is from RefSeq and is a predicted model, not a curated record. Gene Ontology annotation, molecular function: dopamine receptor binding.
AUGGCCCAGAAGCACCCCGGAGAAAGAGGGUUGUGUGGAGCCCACCACAGUGGUGGCGCCUCCCUCAGGACUUUAGGAUCCUCUGUGGACCCUGAAAUACUUUCAUUCUCAGGACUCAGGGACUCAGCGAGGCCUGCUUCUAAUGGUACCCGCUGCCUCACAGAGCACUCUAGUCCUAAGUACACACAGCCCCCAAACCCAGCCCACUGGUCGGAUCCAAGCCAUGGCCCCCCAAGGGGUCCAGGACCCCCUAGGGAUGGAGAGGACCCUGAUCAGAGUGAGGCAUCUUCAGAGGAAGAGUCAGGAGUGGACCAGGAACUCUCAAGAGAGAAUGAGGCUGGGUACCAGGAGGAUGGGAACCCUUCUUUUCUUUCCAUUCCAUCUGCUUGCAACUGCCAGGGAACCCCUGGAAUCCCUGAAGGGCCUUACUCUGAGGGAGGAGAUAGCUCUUCUAGCAACUUUUGCCACCAUUGUACCUCUCCAGUUUUGGGGGAAGAUGAAGAGUUGGAAGAGGAAUAUGAUGAUGAGGAACCUCUUAAGUUCCCCAGUGAUUUUUCACGUGUGCCCAGUGGAAAGAAACCACCUCGGAGACAGCGGCACCGCAUUCCAGCCAAGGAGGAUACUCGGGAAGGUGGACGCAGAGAUCCCAGGUCCCCUGGCCGACAUAGGCUGGGCCGGAAACGAAGUCAAGCAGAUAAGCGCAGAGGCCUGGGAUUAUGGGGAGCAGAGGAACUGUGUCAGCUUGGACAGGCAGGCUUCUGGUGGCUGAUUGAACUGCUGGUAUUGGUGGGAGAGUAUGUGGAAACUUGUGGCCAUCUCAUCUAUGCAUGCAGGCAGCUGAAAGGCAGUGAUCUGGACCUUUUUCGAGUCUGGGUGGGAGUCUGGGCAGGGCGGCUGGGGGGCUGGGCCCAGGUGAUGUUCCAAUUUAUGAGCCAAGGAUGUUGCUAUGGGGCAGGGCUAUUAACCCGUUUUCUUAGGCUACUGGGUGCUUUGCUCCUCUUGGCUCUGGCCCUCUUGUUGGGCUGUCUACAGUUGGGCUGGCGGUUUCUGGUGGGACUGGGUGACAGGUUAGGCUGGAGGGGUAAAGCCACUUGGCUCUUUUCUUGGCUGGAUUUUCCCACCCUGCAGCGUUGCCUGAUUCUGCUGAGAGAUAGCAGGCCAUGGCAACAGUUGGUAAAAAUGUUUCAGUGGGGUUGGCUGGAGUUGCCUUGGGUCAAGCCAAGGACUGACAGGCAGGGGAAUGCACCUAUAGCUGGUGGUCGCUACUGCCAGCCUGAAGAAGAAGUGGCUCGACUCUUGACCAUGGCUGGGGUUCCUGAGGAUGAGUUAAACCCUUUCCAUGUGUUGGGGGUUGAAGCCACAGCAUCAGAUACUGAACUGAAGAAGGCCUAUAGGCAGCUGGCAGUGAUGGUUCAUCCUGACAAAAAUCAUCAUCCCCGGGCCGAGGAGGCCUUCAAGGUUUUGCGGGCAGCUUGGGACAUUGUCAGCAAUCCUGAAAGGCGGAAGGAAUAUGAAAUGAAACGAAUGGCAGAGAAUGAGCUGAGCCGGUCGGUGAAUGAGUUUCUGUCCAAGCUGCAGGAUGACCUCAAAGAGGCAAUGAACACUAUGAUGUGCAGCCGAUGCCAGGGAAAGCAUAGGAGGUUUGAAAUGGACCGGGAACCUAAAAGUGCCAGAUACUGUGCUGAGUGUAAUAGACUGCAUCCUGCUGAGGAAGGAGACUUUUGGGCAGAGUCAAGCAUGUUGGGCCUCAAGAUCACCUAUUUUGCACUAAUGGAUGGAAAGGUGUAUGACAUCACAGAGUGGGCUGGAUGCCAGCGUGUGGGAAUCUCCCCAGAUACUCAUAGAGUCCCCUAUCACAUCUCAUUUGGUUCUCGGAUUCCAGGCACCAGUGGGCGGCAGAGAGCAGCCCCAGAAGCCCCUCCUGCAGACCUUCAGGAUUUCUUGAGCCGGAUCUUUCAAGUACCCCCAGGCCAGAUGUCCAAUGGGAACUUCUUUGCAGCUCCUCAGCCUGGCCCUGGGGCCACUGCAGCCUCUAAGCCCAACAGCACAGUACCCAAGGGAGAAGCCAAACCGAAGCGGCGGAAGAAAGUGAGGAGGCCCUUCCAACGAUGACACCCCUUCUCUUCUUUCCUCAGAUCAAUGUCAGGGAGUCAAAAGGGCUGUGUA